AUGACGGCGGUGAUCGAGCGCUUCCAGGGCGCAUUGGCUAUCGUCGAACGAGAAGAAGAGCGUCGAGAUGUGACAGGGCUGCACAGCGAUUGUCGUGGCGGCGAGGAUUCGACGUUCAGGGACAACCCCAUCGUUCCUGCCGAUCCUGCCUGGGCGCCACUUCCGAAGUUCCGACUACUGCGAACACUCUUCUCGUCGCCUGUCACCUUCGUCACCGGAACCCCAUCUCCAACGGAUAUGUCAACCGCUUUUCGUCUGUCUCAAACUGCUGGAAUUUCUCUAUUCAACGCCUGA
This is a messenger RNA of Parastagonospora nodorum SN15, 294 nucleotides long. RefSeq lists its product as hypothetical. The transcript has 2 exons. The record is from RefSeq and is a predicted model, not a curated record. NCBI's taxonomy places the organism in Eukaryota, Fungi, Ascomycota, Dothideomycetes, Pleosporales, Phaeosphaeriaceae. The coding region runs from base 1 to 294 and encodes 97 amino acids.